GUUUACUUGUGUGAAAAGUUAUCUCUUAUCAAUGAGAUGUACUUUGCAAUCACUCUUGACCGUAAAACUGCUGGUCCGCUCAUUAUUGCCUGUAGGAAAGGUGGGACCAGCAUUGAAGACCUUGCAGAGAAAUUCCCUGACAUGAUCAUUAAGGUUCCUAUUGAUGUUUUUGGGGGAAUAACAGAUGAAGAUGCUGCUAAAGUUGUAGAUGGUUUGGCUCUCAAGGCAGCAGACAGAAAUUCUGCCAUAGAACAAGUGAAAAAGCUAUACAAACUUUUCUGCGAUUGUGACUGCACACUUUUGGAGAUCAAUCCCAUUGCCGAAACUUCUGAUAACCAAUUGGUAGCUGCUGAUGCAAAGUUGAACUUUGAUGAUAAUGCUGCUUUCCGCCAUAAAGAUAUAUUUGCUCUUCGUGAUUCUUCCCAGGAGGACCCUCGAGAGGUUAUCGCUGCCAAAGCAGAUUUGAACUAUAUUGGUUUAGAUGGAGAAAUCGGUUGUAUGGUUAAUGGUGCAGGAUUGGCAAUGGCUACAAUGGAUAUUAUUAAGUUGCAUGGUGGAACUCCUGCCAAUUUCCUAGAUGUUGGUGGGAAUGCCUCAGAAGGCCAGGUUGUGGAGGCAUUUAAAAUAUUGACAUCGGACGAGAAGGUGAAAGCUAUCUUGGUCAACAUUUUUGGAGGGAUCAUGAAAUGUGAUGUAAUUGCAAGUGGGAUUGUCAAUGCUGCCAAACAGGUUGAUUUGAAAGUACCUGUGGUUGUUCGUCUUGAAGGCACCAAUGUGGAUCAAGGGAAGAGAAUUUUGAAGGAAAGUGGAAUGGCAUUAAUCACUGCAGAAGAUCUGGAUGAUGCAGCUGAGAAAGCAGUCAAAGCAACUGCAAGCUAAGGGAAUCACUUGCUAUACCCAUGCCAUUAAUUAUGUCCAUUCAAAUUUUUGUAUCGCAAGUGAAAAAUGUUCAUUGAUUGAUUUUUCAUCGUAAAACAUUUUGUAGGUUUGUAAAAAUCAAGAUUCACGUGAAGAAGUGAAUUUAUAAGUCUUUUUUCCUGAAAACCCUGAGAGAGUACUUAAUAAAGCUGGCUGUUUUACAA
This is a messenger RNA of Macadamia integrifolia, 1082 nucleotides long. RefSeq names its product succinate--CoA ligase [ADP-forming] subunit beta, mitochondrial. Lineage: Eukaryota; Viridiplantae; Streptophyta; Magnoliopsida; Proteales; Proteaceae. Gene Ontology annotation, biological process: succinyl-CoA metabolic process; tricarboxylic acid cycle. Gene Ontology annotation, molecular function: succinate-CoA ligase (ADP-forming) activity. The record is from RefSeq and is a predicted model, not a curated record. Gene Ontology annotation, cellular component: succinate-CoA ligase complex; mitochondrion.